Acanthosepion pharaonis is the source of this 1005-nucleotide messenger RNA. The record is from the annotation of a GenBank genome assembly. Lineage: Eukaryota; Metazoa; Mollusca; Cephalopoda; Sepiida; Sepiidae.
AUGGCACAGAAUGUGGGCCCUCUCUCUCUCUCGCUUUCUGUCUCUCUCUCUCUCGCUUUCUGUCUCUCUCGCCCUCCCUCUAUCUCUCGCUGUCUAUCUCUCUCUCUCGCCCUCCCUCUAUCUCUCGCUGUCUAUCUCUCUCUCUCUCGCCCUCCCUCUAUCUCUCGCUGUCUAUCUCUCUCUCUCGCCCUCCCUCUAUCUCUCUCUCUCGCCCUCCCUCUAUCUCUCUCUCUCUCCUCUCCCUCUAUCUCUCUCUCUCGCCUCCCUCUCUCUCUCGCCCUCCCUCUAUCUCUCGCCCUCCCUCUAUCUCUCUCUCUUUCGCCUCCCUCUCUCUCCCCCCCUAUCUCUCCUGUCUAUCUCUCUCUCGCCCUCCCUCUCUCUCUCGCUGUCUAUCUCUCUCUCUCGCCCUCUAUCUCUCGCUGUCUAUCUCUCUCUCUCGCCCUCCCUCUAUCUCUCACCCUCCCUCUAUCUCUCGCUGUCCAUCUCUCUCGCCGUCCCUCUAUCUCUCGCCGUCUAUCUCUCUCGCCCUCCCUCUAUCUCUCGCUGUCUAUCUCUUCCUUUUUUUUUUCUUUAUCUCCAUUUAUGACCGUGCUAUGUUGUUGUCAACAAAUAACACACUUCUGUUUUGGUAAACGCAAUCAGGCUCUGUGCCCUCAUUGUUUAGAAUCUUUUACCCUCUCUCUUCCUCCACCUCUUGCCCUUUCUAUUUCUUACCCUUCCCCAUUCAGACUUCAACAUUGUCCUUGCCCUUUCCUCUCUCUAUUUCCACCUCCCUUUCCUCUCUCUAUUUCCACCUCCCUUUCCUCUCUCUAUUUCCACCUCCCUUUCCUCUCUCUAUUUCCACCUCCCUUUCCUCUCUCUAUUUCCAUCUCCCUUUCCUCUCUCUAUUUUCACCUCCCUUUCCCCUCUCUAUUUCCACCUCCCUUUCCCCUCUCUAUUUCCACCUCCCUUUCCUCUCUCUAUUUCCACCUCCCUUUCCUCCACUUGAAUAAACAGGUCUAUUAG